Terrapene triunguis (Three-toed box turtle) is the source of this 8120-nucleotide messenger RNA. It is a transcript of the gene SGCD, whose product is annotated as sarcoglycan delta. Gene Ontology annotation, biological process: cardiac muscle tissue development; heart contraction. Gene Ontology annotation, cellular component: sarcolemma; sarcoglycan complex. The record is from RefSeq and is a predicted model, not a curated record. The transcript is spliced from 9 exons. Lineage: Eukaryota; Metazoa; Chordata; Testudines; Emydidae. Bases 226 to 1092 code for a protein of 288 amino acids.
UCGCCGGCCGGAGCUCGUGAGCCUGGGCUGCCCGCCGAGCGGGGCCGGCCCCCGGGAACUGGAGGAUACUGCAACAUCCUCGGGGACAUACAGAAAGCUGAGCUGGAGCCUGUGUGGGACUUAAAAAGGACUUCCAGUUGGUGGUAGCCUGAGGAACUUCCUUUCACUCCAAUGUUGCUCCGAAACUAAUUGUCGCCAGAAUUCGAAACGAUCAGGUUUGCUAAGAUGCCUCAGGAACAGUACGCACACAGGAGCGCCAUGCAGAGCUCGGAAGGCCCACAGGUAUACAAAGUGGGGAUUUACGGCUGGAGGAAGAGAUGCCUCUAUUUCUUUGUGCUACUCCUAAUGAUUUUAAUCCUGGUGAACCUUGCCAUGACCAUCUGGAUUCUCAAGGUUAUGAAUUUCACAAUUGAUGGAAUGGGGAACCUGAGAAUCACAGAGAAAGGUCUGAAGCUAGAAGGAGAUUCAGAAUUCUUGAAACCUCUCUACGCCAAAGAAAUCCGGGCCAGACCAGGCAAUCCAUUGUACUUCCAAUCUGCCAGAAAUGUUACAGUGAACAUUCUCAAUGAGAAGACUAAAGUCCUUACUCGUCUUGUAACAGGUCCCCAAGCAGUGGAAGCACACAGCCAAAAAUUCGAGGUGAAAUCCCUCUCUGGAAAAUUGCUGUUUUCUGCAGAUGACAACGAAGUGGUCGUGGGAGCAGAGAGACUGAGAGUUUUAGGAGCAGAAGGCACAGUGUUCCCUAAAUCUAUAGAAACUCCCAGUGUCAGGGCAGACCCCUUCAAGGAACUAAGACUCGAGUCACCCACACGCUCUUUGGUGAUGGAGGCUCCAAAGGGAAUCGAAAUUAACGCAGAGGCUGGCAACAUGGAAGCCACAUGCAGGACGGAGCUGAGGCUGGAAUCAAAAGAUGGAGAGAUUACGCUGAAUGCUGCAAAUAUCAGACUACCUAGAUUGCCUCUAGCAUCCCACUCCUCUACUGGAUCCAGGCAAAAAAUCUACGAGCUGUGUGUGUGUUCCAAUGGGAGGUUAUUCCUGUCUCAGGCAGGAGCUAGUUCCACCUGCCAAAUAAACACAAGCAUCUGUUCUUAAGAGACGGUUCGCAGCAGGCAUUGCAGGCAGCACAAAGGCCCUGUUCUGGUCUCACAGAUAGCCGCUGCCAACUAUUUUUGCUAGAACCCAGAAAGCCUAUCAAAGACUUUUUUGUGUGUGUGCGCGUGUGUGAAUAUAUAUAUAUAUAUGAAUAUAUAUAUAUAAAAAGAUAUAUAUAUAUCCUCUGUGUAAAAUGAUGUUUCAGUACAAUGAAUCCCAGGGUGACCCUAUUACAUUCUGUUAAAUUGGACUCACUACUCCCUGAACCCUUUUGUAUUAAUAUAGUCUAAUGGUCCUCCCUUAUUACUCACCGUCUCCUCAUGGCAAUGAGAACAAUGUCUGAUUCAGUACAUGAACUGACGUACUCCUGGCAUCAUGCAAGAGGAGAACAACAACUCUGAUCAUUUUUGCACCAUUAAAAAUCAGUGGCAACAGAAUGGCCAGCAAGGCAGAGCAAAUGGCCUCGAGAACUCCAAGACGCCUGUCACUAAAUUACACUCUAUUUUAAAUCUAAAGUAGAGCAGCCUAAUUGGGAGACGCUACACUGCCCACCAGGAAAACUGGGUUUGAUUCCCAGUGCUGGUCUCCCACCCCUUAGCCUUGGGAAGCAGGGAAUAUAGGCCCCGAUCCUGUUCUCGGUGGAGUAAAUGGCAAAACUCCCAUUGACUUAAGUGGUGCUGGAUCAGGCCCAGAGAAGGUAGAGAAUAGCAUGCAUCAUUCAGCUGUGAAGCACCCUGCCAGUGAAGGGGCGAUGUUUAAUGGGCUCUGAAGGGAACCCCUUUCAGUCCUCCUUGGCAGAUAGAGGUAUAAAAGAUCAGGGAAUUUGACAUGUACAUGGGGGUCACUGCCUCUGGGAGAAAAAUCAAAUUCAGGCUAAUUCUGUUUUCCUGGGGCUUACAAUAGUGAUCCCUGUUUAUGUAACUCACAUUUGAUUACGUUACUUUGCAUCAACAGGAAAACUAACUGUGCGAAUGCCACAGCCCCCGUUAAGAAAAAAAAAAAAAAAAGCUUUAAUUAAAAAAAAAAAAAAAGCCUGAGAAAAAUUGUUGCAAUUACAAAAAUACCAGGUCUACAUAGCCAUCAAGUGUUCUAGUUCACCUUAGAGCAUUCAGUCCCACACUCUAGGAGUCUGGGGUAAUUCUGCUUUUAAAAUAAACCACCUCUCUUUCUCUCUCACACACACACACACACACACACACACACUCUCUCUCUCUCUGAGAGACAGUGAAACUCACACAAAAGAGAAGUAUUAUCCAAAUUCUCUGCAGGGAUUUUUUUUUUUUAAACAGGGAGGACAGUCUGAAGUCACUCACUUUUUAUGGAAAUUGCAAAUAUCAGAGAUGCUGAUUAUGAAACAGGACUUUUAAAAAAGGUUUUAUAAAGAUCAUGACCAAAUAAGGUCAUGGAAAAGUAAGGCUUUGGGCUCUGGGUCAUGUUGAACUUGAACCCAAAUAACUCAGUAUUUGAAUCUGGUUUUCAUGAGUGGGGGUUUUUACCUCCAUGAGGCAUUUAUGGGAAAGGAAAAAUGUGAGAUCUGAUCUUGUCACACUGUUUCCAUUAUCCAAAAAUGGGAAUACCAUGAGCAGUGUGGAGAUCUCAUAGUUACUGGGUUUCAACUCCAUCAAUGGCUCCCCCAGGCAUUUAAUAAGCCUGUGAAAAACAUAUAUGGUAAAUUUUUCAAAAGUGCCUAAGUCCUAUUAACUUUCAAUGAGACCUGGGUUGCUAAGGCAUUUAAGUGCUUUUGAAAACUUUACCCCUAUACAAAUACUCAAACCUGUGCAUACCUCUGGUGAUACUGAGAAUACAUUGAUUUCACUCAAACAAUUUUCAAGAUUAAAUAUCACAAAAACAAAAUGUUUAGAGACAGUUUGGCCAAUUUCUACAUGAGUCACUUGUAUUUUCUUGGGGGCUCGAGAGUGCCAGGUUUCUGGGUUUUUUAAAUGCGCAUAUAGGGCAUAAUUCAAAGCCAGCUGAAGUCAAUGGAAAGACUCCCAUUGACUUAUAUGGAACUUGGAUCAGGCUGUUAGAAAAAAAACCUAUCCCACGUCGUUCCUUCUGGUUGUUUUGCUCGCUAACAAAGCACACUUGAGGACACCCAUAAAAUUUUACACUUGACGGAGGUUGAAAAUGAUUAGUUCUACAAUUUUCUUAGUGUUGCAGUUAGGUUAAUUGUCAAAUUCAAACUAUUUGUUAAUUAAUGCAAAGGGUCACCCAGGAUAACAAUUGUAUUGGGACAUAGGACUAUACCAUCUCUGUUCAAAGAGGGGAAAUUGUGCCUAUGCCUUAAGUCAAUGCACUCAGCAAGGAGAAGCACAUCAUAUUUAUCUUGUUAUUAAAACUACUUUAUUUUGUGGGGGGACAGUUGGAAGGGAGGGAGGCGGCUGUCAACAGAUGUCAUGGGAGCCGAUGGUGCAACAUGAAGCAGACUUAAGUGAAAUCCAUAAAGGCUGUGAGGGCUGCUGGAGUGAGUACAGACUUUUACCAUAUUAAAUAUAACAAAAGACAAUGUAUGUUACCUCCGGACCAUAGCUGAAGUCCCACUCAUAGCCCCAAGUGGAAUACAUUUACUGUAGUAUUUUUUUCUCAUUUCAUUUUGUAUUAGACAGUAAUUCUCAUCAUAUGCAAGGGCCGAUUCAUAAAAAAAUUAUUUGUCCAGGGUGAGCAAGGUUAUCGCGAAGUUUGUGCUGCAGAAAGAGUGUAUCGUGCCAAGAGCUGCUCUUAUUUCACUUUUCUCCCCCAAUGAUUGAUUCUAGUGCUAGUGAAAGGUGCUGGGUAGAGCACCAGAACUGGCAUGGGAAGGGCUGGGGUAGCGUGUAGUUUCCUGUACUGCACUGCCAAUAUUCCUCAGCCUGGCCGAGCAGCUUCCACCCGUGUGUUGGAGGGGAGCUCAGUCUUUACCUUCAUUCAGUCUUUGCCCUCCCUGCGGAACGGUUCAGUGCCAUGUGCAGUGAGAGUUCUAGUGAUGUAGAUGCUUAUCUACCGGAAACUAAACUGAGAUCAUCCUCCUCAUUUCACCAAGGCCACGAGAGACCCUUGAGGCCAUUCCGUCAUUUACCAGCCUGAGCUGGAUUUGAACUGAUGACCGAAGUACCUGUCCCUAUCACCAUGACAGCUUGUUGUUAGUGCAGGUCCUCUUUCUCAGGUAAAAAGAGUACCUUCGUUCUGGAUAAAUGAGGAGAGCCCAACUUUGUAUGAGUACGUAGAAAAGCGUGCGUUUCUAGCUUUUAAAAUGUUAAAUUACAUGCUGUUGGGGAAAAAAAAUCUCUUUGCUCUAACGGGUGAAAUUCACCCCUGUGCAGACUUACGCACCUCUUCACUUCCACUUAAAUCCUCACUUUGGGGCUUACGUGGUCUCCUAGACCUUGUGCUGUCCCCCUGCACAGUAGUCAGUUUCACCCAGGUAGAGAAAAGGUCUUCACUAAACAGAGUGUGUAAGUUCCUGCAGCUUCUGAGGAGCAAUCGCUUUGCUCGGCAAAGGUUGAGGUAGGGUUAACACACUUAAGUUCAACAAAAGCGAUGUACUGAACUAAAGCAUCCCUGCCCAAUGAGGAUAGAAUGUCUGGAAUAUAAAGCACCUUCGUGCAAGGUACAGUACAUUUUGGGGGGUCAUUUUUAGCACAGCGAUGUUGCCAAGCAACUCCUGUAUUAAUGGGAGUCACGUGAUUAAAAGAACCCUUGUGCCGUGACUUAAAUUUUACCAUUUCAGUGCUGAUGGGAAGACAGGUCACACAAAAUCACCUAUUUCAUUUCUUCCCUCUAUUCAUCUCCUAGAAAAGGAUCCCCUUCCCACUCCCCUGGGGGAUUCUCGUUUGCUUGAGAACAAUGAAAACCUUUGCUUAAAAAGGGAAGGAAUGUUACAUGACACUAAACUCCAAGGGUGCCCGUUGGUUAUUGUUAGGAGACAACAGUACUCUGUGGCCGGUAGUACUUUAGUAAAUGGAGAUCUAGUCAGUGCUGCAGUUGUUGACCAUACAACACUGUGUGUCAUUUGAUAGGUUUAGUUUGCAUAUUUCUUUGACUAAUUAUUUUCACUGUAUAAGAUUGUUUCUGCCCAUAGCCCGCUCAUCUCCUAGGAGAUCGCUACUCAAGACUUGCUUAGUUUCAAUUUCAUACACACAAACUGUCCACAGAAGUUACAAGAAAAUUGCCAGCCAACAAACUGAUAUAUUUCUUUAUGAAUCGGACCCACAAUUUGGUUCAGUCGUCAUCAUUUGCCCAUGAAGGGCUGGUAUUUAUCUCAAAUAAGGGUUCCUUUUAUCUCUCGCAACUUAGGACAGGCUGGGAGGGAUAGGGAGCCGGCUUCUAUUGAAGUCAUUGGGAUAUAUACCAUUGACUUCAGUGCCUGCGGGAUCCAGCCCAGGGUCUUUCUGGGUUCAGAUUUAGGCCACUGAAGUCAAUGGGAACACUGCCGUCUAUGUCAGUUGUUGCAGGAUUGAGGCCGGACUCAGAAUUGUACACAAUUCUGCACUGAAGCUAUGUGCAUUCAAAAUACUUGCUAAUCAAGGGACUGUGUUAUUGUCAAUAUACCUUAGGCAACCAUGAAUACUAAAGCUAAAGAUAAAUGCUUUUAUGUAUUGUAACUCUUGACUUUAAUAGAGCUUCAGUAACAUGCUACAUUUGCUUUAAAUGCCACAGUUACUAAGUAGUAGAGAAAAUGACUAUUAGUGCUUGUCUUUACACAAUACCUUAUCCAUAUUUACUGUAUGAACUCCCUGCCAUAACAGGUAUGUCAGGGCGGUCUUUAAAAACAAAAAGACUUUGCCAUUAGCAACAACAGAGUUCCUAAAACUGAUUAUAUAUCUGCAUCACUCUCCAAAUUUCAUUUGUUUAAAGUAUGUAUUAUCCAGCCGUCAGCAUAAUUACUACAUUGAGAGUUCAAAUGAGAUGUUAGCACUAAAGGAACUGUCAUGCAAAGGGAAAGCCAGGGACUACACUAAGCUAUAUAUUAGAACUCCCCUAGAAAUUUUUAGAAGGUUAAAGGUUAGCGCAACUGUGGUCUAUAUUUGUUUCCUUCGAUCAGGUGUUUUCAAUCCGAUUAUUUUUUUAAACUUCAAUACAAACGUGAUACAGAAAAUAAAAAUUAUGAACUUAAAUGACCACCUGCAACAUUCAGCAUAACAAAAUGAUGUCUAAACCAGGCUAACCCUCCAUUCCGUCUUCGAGACUGCUCCAUUGUUAAAGAGGAAGAUUCCUAUGGCGCUUGGGAAGAGGUCAGGUUCGUUUGAGCCCCGUAGCCAUGCAAAAGCUGAAUGAAAAGGUCUGUAAUUGUUGCACCCCUUGAAUGUGCAGGGCUCUUAAGUGGAAUUGGCUUUUGUUUGAAUUGGGGGGGUUGGGGGUGUUUUUUUUAAAUAUUUGUUGUUAUGGCUUUAAGUUUCAUAUCAUAAAGGGGAGUGAGUCACAGACCAAAGACUGUUAGAAGUGCUGCCCCGCACCAACUGUGUUAACUUAAUGGUGCUUAUUGGAACUGGGCAGGAAACCCAGAGUUCAUUGCAUAGCUUCAGUGCACUAGACUAGAACAGAGGAAAACAAACUCAGUUAACAGGCGAAAGAAAGUAAGUGUCAUAUUCUGUGCUGCGUACAAAAGGCAAAGAGUGGUCUAAAACUGAAAGAAGAAAAAAUGCAGUAUUGAAGAAGGUUGUUAAUAUCACAACAUUUCUGGUGGAGAGGGAUGAAUAAGCUAAAUGUUGUUAGCUGCUCACGUGCAUUUUCGCAUUGAUGUGUGUGGAACUCCGACAGCGCUAGUGAGACUUACCUGUGUAGAUCAAGGAGAACCCUAAGCUUACGCUUCAGUGAUGACCCUGGUUCAAGUGAUUGGCUUGCUGCCAAAAGGCCAUCUGAAAGUUGGACUUAUGAACACCUAAUUGCACCUGCAGUGCAGAAGAGUAACUACGCCGUGACUGCUCAAUCUUUAACACACAUACAGUUAAACAGAAUUACGGUUGGACUACUUUUUGGUAAUUUUGUUGACUUUUUUUUAAGUUUGAAAUUUUCUAAUUCGAAAAACAAAUGGGAAAAAAGCUGGUAAUAGAUUUGUGAAGCAUUUUCAACCAGCCGGUUGGAAAUUUUCAAAUCUGGAAAUUUCAAAAUAUUUUAAAAUUUUGCAAAACAGAACAUUCUUAAAUCUUAAUUUCUCUCCCUCCUUCCUUCCCCCCCGCCCAUCUCUAAACAAUUACCACUGAAUAUUUAAGCAGGCAAAAAACGCUAUUGAUGUGUGAUUCAACUCAGUCCUUCCUUCCUCUCAGCACUCUAUGCUUCUAUAGAAACCCAACUACAUAGGACUCAUUGUUUUCACAGGUGACCUAACAGAGCUUAUGGUUGAGACAUGGGGAGGGUUAGAAAUUGGCAUGGCAUUGAUACCAGAGAUUGGCCUACCCAGACAGCGAUGAAGUAAGCAGGGGAAAAGCAUGUUAAUAGAUAGCUCCUUAGUGAUACUGAUAAAGUGAUUCUCUUUUGUCUGUUUACACUAUUACCUUUAAAUUAACAACACAUUUUGGAUGGAUCUGAUUGUGAUUAUAUUCAAUCCUUGUUUGAACCAACCUGAGAUAAUGCCACUGAUCCCAUUUAAAGGCUGUUGUCGGACCCAUUCGUGUCAGAAUGUUGGGGAGCUUGUUUAAUGAGGACGACAAAUUUCCAUCCACAUUAAACACAAGGGUUUGGGAUUGGGUUAGAAAAAUAGGACUAGCUGGUGUUUAAACAAACAUUGUCAUGUUUGAAAAGCAUGUGGCAAUAUAUAUACAGCCCUGAAGCUUUCUAAAGCUAAGAAUUUCCUAAUCUGCAAAUUGCAUUCUACUGAGUCUUGUUUAAAAAAAAAAAAAGCCACUCUUUUUUUGCAGGAAAGGUGGAUAUUUAAAGCUCCAGGACUAUAUAUCUACAGAGAAAGGGGGAAAAUCCUCAAUCAUAAUUCCACUGAGACUUCCCAGGCACCUCCCUUUAAACUAGAAGUGUGAGCCCCUGAACAAUUAAUUUUGCUACAGGUGUAAUUCCUGUGUGAAAGUCAGCAUCAUUGUCACUUUCAGGAAAUGUCUCAU